AAAUUAACAGAAGAAUAAGAAUCAGCAUCAGGAUAGUUGCCGGUGUUAAGAGUCCUCAGUUUAACGCAAGGCUUCUGACUCUCAGUUGGGUUUAACGCGGGGGAAAAGCGGUAUUUAAACGUCGGGGAUUGUUCACAUGUCCAUCUUAGUGAUUGUGUAGGAAAUAUCUCAGAGCUUGGAAAGAUGUCUGCAGACAAAAAAACAGAAACAAAUUCUCAGAUUUCACAGGAUGGAGACGGCAAAGCCAACAGGGUCAUCCGCAUCGGGACGAGGAAAAGCCAGCUUGCUCGCAUUCAGACAGACAGCGUGGCAGAGAAGCUUAAAGACUUGCACCCUGACGUGCACUUUGAAAUAGUGGCCAUGUCGACGUUAGGUGACAAAAUACUUGACACGGCUCUGUCAAAGAUUGGGGAAAAGAGUCUCUUCACAAAGGAGUUAGAGAAUGCUUUGGAAAGAAAAGAGGUUGACCUGGUCGUCCACUCUUUGAAAGACUUGCCCACGAGUCUUCCUGUGGGUUUUACUAUAGGAGCCGUCCUUAAGCGAGAAAACCCCUCUGAUGCAGUAGUUUUGCACCCCAAAAGUGUUGCGAAAUGUCUUGAUUCACUGCCAAACAAGAGUAUUAUAGGCACGAGUUCCCUUCGCCGGGCUGCGCAGCUAAAGAAACGGUUUCCUCACCUGGAAUUUAAGGACAUUAGAGGUAAUCUCAACACUCGCCUGAAGAAGCUGGAUGAGAGCAGUGACUUUGCUGCUAUUAUUCUGGCUGCAGCUGGACUGAAGAGGAUGGGCUGGGAAAGAAGAAUCAGCCAGAUCCUUGGUCCUGAUGAUUGCAUGUAUGCGGUUGGACAGGGAGCUCUGGCUGUGGAGGUGAGAGCUUGUGAUGAGGACAUCCUGGAGAUGGUGUCGGUGCUGCAUGAUCAGGACACAGUGCUGUGCUGUAUUGCUGAGAGAGCGUUCCUCAAACGCCUGGAAGGAGGAUGCAGUGUUCCAGUUGCUGUUUACACUGAAGUGAAGGAUUCUCAGUUGUAUCUGACAGGAGCAGUGUACAGUUUAGAUGGCUCAGACAGCCUGAAGGAGACCAUGCAGACCAGCAUUGAGUCUGAGGAUCAGGAGCAGGAGAAGGUUGAUGAGGGAGUGCAACGUGUGGGAGUCACAGCGCUGAAGGUGUCGGGAGCGGCUCAGGACGCAGCUGAGAAGCUCGGCGUGAACCUCGCCAAUCUGCUGCUUAGCAAAGGAGCCAAAGAGAUUCUGAUUGUAGCCAGACAGCUUAAUGAUUCGCGGUAGAUUUGUUUGUUGUUUUCAUUCCAUCGUCCAGCAGCCGACUGUGAACGCCGUGUCAAACGUGAAUACAUGCAUUCUUUAUUAUAUCUUUACAGUGGAAUGCUGUUAUAGGAAAAUAAUCAACGACGGCGUGGUGUGAAGCGGGAUUACUGUUAACACCCUGAAGUUGACUAUUUUCCAAUAACAUCAUGUCCGAAGUGUUUUAUUCCUCUUAUAUAACAGCAAUUUGCCAAAGCUGACAAUUUUCUAUUUAUUAAAGAAUGACACUUUUAUAGUUUAUAAUUUAUGGUUAUGGAACGUCACUUCUGGUAUAUCAGUUAUAAACGGAUGUUCCCUAACCAUACUCUCAGUGAAGGUAAUAAUAGUUUUAAAAAAAAAAAAAAAUUUUAAAAAGCAAUUUGUCAAGUUGCCAAGAAACCACGAUGCCCUCCCUACUUUCCUGUUUCGGGAAAACUUACAGCUUUAAGUUUUACCGCUAUGACUGUUACAAAGAGCACUAACACUGGAGACUCCUUCCAUAAAUGCUAAAUAAACAUCUUAGCGAAAAAGUUCAUCAAAUCACCAACUACACCUGCAAUUUUUAAUCAGUUUAUGUGGUGUACCAGUUCCGGUACAGGUUGUUACUAUAGAAUAAUGUAUUUAAAUAAGCACGUUCAUAUAAACCUGUGCUUUAAAUUACAGCACUACUGUCAGAGCUGCUGGAGUAGAAAAUUAAUCAACACUGUCUGACCAAUCAGAUUUGAGAUUUCAAAAGUGCUGUGCUGUGGAGGGGCACGGUGGUUAGCACGUUUGCUUCGCACCUUCGGAGUUCGGGGUUUGAAUCUGACCUCUACCCUGCGUGUGCAUGUUCUCUCCGUGCUUCGGCGGUUUCCUCCGGGUACUCCGGUUUCCGCCCCCAGUCCAAAGACAUGCGUUAUAGGCUGAUUGGUGUUUCCAAAUUGACUGUCCGUGAAGCUGCUUUGUUUAAGUGAUAAUCAUUUUAUACAUGAUGGCGCAAUAUGAUCUCAAUGUAUCUGAUAACCUUAAGACAGAUUGCUUUUUAUUUUACCUCCAAACACCUUAUUUCUUAUUUACUUCAUUUUUCUUAAUUUUGAAUGAGCUUAUUUUUCAGUAGACCUUUGACGUAAUACUAUCACAAGUUGAAAUUUGGUUUAGAAAAUAUUUUCUAAUUGAAGCCGCUGUGCAAAUGAAACUUGAAUUACUAUGGAAACGUGGUGUGUGUUUUUCCCCAUUAUAUUUUCCUUCACAUAUGAAACUCUCUGAGAUGUUACUUCCGGUUUGUGAAUGUAUUAUUACUGAUUAGUGCUUAUGUGAUCAUGCUUCACAUAAUUUCAUCCAAAUAUGAUUAGAACUAUACAAAUAUGAUCAAUCUAAUCUACUUGUUAUUGUUUAAUUACUUUUAAAUGUUGAUUAUUUUUGGUUAA
Molecule: messenger RNA, 2702 nt
Organism: Ictalurus punctatus (channel catfish)
Lineage: Eukaryota; Metazoa; Chordata; Actinopteri; Siluriformes; Ictaluridae
Product: porphobilinogen deaminase
Exons: 14
Coding region: 184-1281 (365 amino acids)
Biological process (GO): heme biosynthetic process
Cellular component (GO): cytoplasm
Molecular function (GO): hydroxymethylbilane synthase activity
Source: RefSeq, a predicted model, not a curated record